AAAAUGUUUCUUUUUAUAUGCAAAUAGGUUAAAGCAUAUUUAACAACCAUUGAUUUUAACUAUAAAAUAUAUGGAAUAUCACAAAACCCAGAUACAAGAAACUAUAUUAUAGUAUUUAAAAAUGGAUAUUGCGUCAAAUGUGGAGAAAAAUAUGCAAAAGAAAAGUGCAAAUGGUGUAAAUCUUGUCAAAUUAAUUGUUUAAAAAACAAUUUUACAAACUGGACAAGUGAAAAUAAAAAAAUUGAUGAUUUUAUUCAUGAAGUACAAUUACAAAUUAAUGAUGUUAUAUUUGAAUGGGUACCAUAUAAUCAAUUCGAAAAUAUCAAAAAAAUAGGUAAAGGAAAUUUUACAAUAACAGUAUUUUCAGCAAUAUGGAAAAAUGGACCGUUAAAUUAUAAUUAUAGUAAAAUGGAAUUAAGGAGAAUACCUAAUAGAAAUGUUUCUUUAAAACAUUUACAGAAUACUAAUAUUAAUGAAUUUUUAACUAAGGUUAAAACGUAUCUAACAAAUACUGAUAAUUGUAAAAUGUAUGGAAUAUCUCAACACCCGGAUACAAAAAAAUUUAUUAUAGUACUUCAAGAUAAAUAUUACAUAGAAUAUAAUAAAAAUUAUUGUGAAAGAUGUAAUGAUAUAUAUACAAAUAUAAAAUACAAAUGGUGUAACCCAUGCCAGAUGGAUAAUUUAAAAUUAAAUUUUAGUGAAAAUAAGAUAAUCAAUGAUUUAAUUUUAGAAAUGCAAUUAAAAAUCAAUAGUCCAUUUGAUAGAGUAUUUGAAUGGGUACCAUGCAACCAGUUUAAUGAUAUUAAAGAAAUAGGAAAAGAUGAUUAUGAUAUAGUAUAUUCUGCUAUAUGGAAAGAUGGCCCAUUAUAUUAUAAUGGUAAAAAAUGGACAAGAAAAUCAAAUACAAAAGUUGCUUUAAAAUGCCUAUAUAACUUACAAAAUAAUAUUAAUGAAUUUUUAAAUCAGGUUAGAAAUCAUUCAACAAGUACACAUAAUAUUCAAAUAUACGGAAUAUCUCAGAAUUCAAAUACAAAUGAUUAUAUUAUAAUCUUUGAAAGUAAAUAUUGUGAAGAAUAUAGUAAGAGAUGUUGUGAAAAAUGUAUGGAAAAAUAUACAAAUAUAAUGUAUAAAUGGUGUAAGCCUUGUCAUAUCAAUUAUCUAAAAAAAAAUUUUGAAACCUGGACUAGUGAUAAUAAAAAAAUUGAUGAUUUUAUUCAAAAAAUGCAAUUAGAAAUUGAUAACUUACAGGACAUGAUAUUUGAAUGGAUACCAUACAACCAGUUCUAUAAAGUUAAAAAAACGGGUAGAAAUGAUAUUGCUACAAUAUAUUCAGCAAUAUGGAAAAACGGACCAUUGCAUUACAAUUAUAGUAAAAAUGAAUUGAUAAGAAAGUCGAAUAAAAAAAUUACUUUGAAAUGCCUACAUAACUCACGAAGUACAAUCAAUGAAUUUAUAAAUAAGGUUAAUAAUUUUUUAACAAAUAAGGAUAAUAUUAUCUUUAAAACGUAUGGAAUAUCUCAAAAUCCAGAUACAGGAAAUUACAUCAUUGUCCUCCAAGAUAAAUAUUAUAAAGAAUAUGGCAAAAGUUAUUGCAAACAGUGUAUUGGAAAAUAUACAGAUAUAGAAAAUAAAUGGUGAAAGCCAUGUCAAAUAAAUUAUUUAAAAAAUAAUUUUAAAUAUUGGACCAGUAAAAAUAGGAAAAUUGAUGAUUUUAUUCAAGAAAUACAAUUAAAAAUUAAUGAUUGGGAUGAUCUA
This is a messenger RNA of Rhizophagus irregularis DAOM 181602=DAOM 197198, 1755 nucleotides long. The record is from RefSeq and is a predicted model, not a curated record. NCBI's taxonomy places the organism in Eukaryota, Fungi, Glomeromycota, Glomeromycetes, Glomerales, Glomeraceae.